Sorex araneus (European shrew) is the source of this 3403-nucleotide messenger RNA. It is a transcript of the gene KLF5, whose product is annotated as KLF transcription factor 5. The transcript is spliced from 4 exons. Gene Ontology annotation, molecular function: RNA polymerase II cis-regulatory region sequence-specific DNA binding; DNA-binding transcription factor activity, RNA polymerase II-specific. The record is from RefSeq and is a predicted model, not a curated record. NCBI's taxonomy places the organism in Eukaryota, Metazoa, Chordata, Mammalia, Eulipotyphla, Soricidae. The coding region runs from base 356 to 1783 and encodes 475 amino acids. Gene Ontology annotation, biological process: regulation of transcription by RNA polymerase II.
CGCGCGCUCGCACUUCGCUCGCGGAGACCGAAGGCGGCGGGAGCGGGCUCCGAGGAGGGGGGAAAAGAGAAAAAAAAAAAAGAGAGAGAGAGAGCUCGCCGGGGCGGGGCGGGAGAAAGUGGCCGCCCGGAGGACGUUGGCGUUUACGCGUGGCGGAGCGGAAGAGUUUUUCCUCUUCGUCCGCGCCUUCGGAAGCCGCGCCCGCGGCUCGCAGGGGGGUCCGCGCCCGGAGCUCCUGCCCGCCCCCGUGCCGCGCUCGCCGCCCGCGCGUGGGCCAAGUGUGGGGCCGCGCGUGCGACCCGCGCCCGAGACCAGCCCGCCGCCCGCGCCCGCGCCCCUCCCACCCGGAGUGCCCAUGGCGACGCGGGUGCUGACCAUGAGCGCCCGCCUGGGCCCCGUGCCGCAGCUGCCGGCCGCGCAGGACGAGCCCGUGUUCGCGCAGCUCAAGCCCGUGCUGGGCGCCGCGACGCCGGCCCGCGACGCGGCGCUCUUCGCCGGCGACGAGCUCAAGCACCCGCCGCCGCCGCCGCCGCAGCAGCAGCCGGGGCACCACCACCACCACCACCAGCACCACCACCCGCCGCCCGCCGCGCCGCCUGCCGCGCCGCAGCCCGCGCCGCCGCCGCCGCCGCCCGCCGCGGGCCCCCGGCUGCCCGCCGAGGAGCUGGUCCAGACAAGAUGUGAAAUGGAGAAAUACCUGACACCUCAGCUUCCUCCAGUUUCUAUAAUUCCAGAGCACAAAAAGUAUAGGCGUGACAGUGCCUCCGUGGUAGACCAGUUCUUCACUGACAGUGAAGGGCUGCCGUACAGUAUCAACAUGAACGUCUUCCUCCCCGACAUCACUCACCUGAGAACUGGCCUCUACAAAGCCCAGAGACCGUGCGUGACACACAUCAAGACAGAGCCUGUUACCAUUUUCAGCCACCAGAGUGAGACGACCGCCCCUCCUCCGGCCCCGACUCAGGCCCUCCCUGAGUUCACCAGUAUCUUCAGCUCGCACCAGACCGCAGCUCCCGAGGUGAACAACAUUUUCAUCAAACAAGAACUUCCUACGCCCGAUCUUCAUCUCUCUGUCCCUCCCCAGCAGGGCCACCUGUACCAGCUACUGAACACCCCGGAUCUCGACAUGCCCGGUUCCACCAACCAAGCUGUAAUGGACACUCUUAACGUAUCUAUGUCAGCCACCAUGGCAGGCCUUAACACACACACCUCUGCUGUACCGCAGACUGCAAUGAAACAGUUCCAGGGCUUGCCCCCUUGCACAUACACAAUGCCAAGUCAGUUUCUUCCCCAGCAGGCCACUUACUUUCCCCCCUCACCACCCAGCUCAGAGCCUGGAAGUCCAGAUAGACAAGCAGAGAUGCUCCAGAAUUUAACCCCACCUCCCUCCUAUGCUGCUACAAUCGCUUCUAAACUGGCAAUUCAUAAUCCAAAUUUGCCUGCCACCCUGCCAGUCAGUUCACAAAACAUCCAGCCUGUCAGAUACAAUAGAAGGAGUAACCCCGAUCUGGAGAAACGACGCAUCCACUACUGUGAUUAUCCUGGCUGCACAAAAGUUUAUACAAAGUCUUCUCAUUUAAAAGCUCACCUGAGGACUCAUACUGGUGAGAAGCCGUACAAGUGCACCUGGGAAGGCUGCGACUGGAGGUUCGCACGCUCCGACGAGCUGACCCGUCACUACCGGAAGCACACGGGGGCCAAGCCCUUCCAGUGCGGGGUGUGCAACCGCAGCUUCUCCCGCUCGGACCACCUGGCCCUGCACAUGAAGAGGCAUCAGAACUGAGCCACUGGGGGCCCCCGCUGUGCCUGUGCCCGUCCCACUGCAGAUCACUUGGCAACGUUUUAAACCACAAACUUAACUCUCUCUAUAUAUACACCUAUAUAUAUAUAUAUAUAUAUAUAAAAGAAAAAAAUAAAAAAAACUGGAAAUGUAUAUUUUGUAUAUUUGAGAAAACAGGGAAUACAAUGUAUUAAUACCAAAGUGUUUGGUCCUUUUACAAAUCUGGAAUGCUUGCUGUAAUGUACAUGGCUUUACUCAAGCAGAUCUCAUCUCACGACAGGCAGUGACAUCUCAACGGGGUGGGGGUGGGGGUUUUGCAGUGUUUUUUACCUAAGCACCAUCAUUUAAUGUGACAGUGUUUAGUAAAUAAAUCAGUUGGCAGGCACAGGAAGAAGACUGGAUUGCAUGUCAAGAUUUUACUUGACAUCGAGUAAUUUUAUUUUACUUUUUCCAAUAUUAGAUAAUUCCUUAGAGGUGAGGUACGCGGCGUACCUGGCAAUUCACAAAUAGCCAUUGAACAAAUGUGUUUUGUUUUUUUUUUUAAAUAUGAGUUGCCUAUAUUUGCUAUUCAAAAUUUUGUAAAUAUGCAAAUCAGCUUUAUAGGUUUAUUACAAGUUUUCUAGGAUUCUUUUGGGGGAAAAUCAAUAAUUCUUUUGUUGAAAAUAACCAUGACUACAUCUACAAAUAGAAUUUGUGGUAAGAUACCUCUUCAAACGUUACCAAAUUCAUUUCUUUAGGGGGUCAGAUAAUCGUUCAGAUGAAUUUAAAUGCAGAUUUUGUGCACUGAUUAAAUGGGAUUGUUUAUUUUAAAUAUGAAAGAAUUUUAUAUGAAUUGUGAACUCAAGAACAUAAAGAUAGUUACAAUAGAAAAAAAGUCAAACCUCUUGCUAUAAGCUAAAUACAGUAUCAUUUUUGAAAAGAUUUCAAUGGUUUUCACUUGGCAACAAAUGAAUUUAUGAUACAGUUUUCAUAUAGCGAUGUUUGCUUGUGCAGUACUGUUGGUUAGAUGCCAAUUAAUGUGGAUUUUGCAUGUAAUACACAACGAGACACAGUAAUUUUACCUAAAUUACAGUGCAGUUUAGUUAAUCUAUUGUUAUACUGACUCAGUGUCUGCCUUUAAUUAUGUGACAUGUUGAAAACUUAAGCGAGUGCUACAUAUAUGCAAUAUAAAAUAGUAAUGUGAUGCUGAUGCUGUUAACCAAAGGGCAGAAAACAUAAGCAAAAUGCCAAAAGGGGUCUUAAUUGAAAUGAAAAUUUAAUUUUGUUUUUAAAAUAUUGUUUAUCUAUUUAUUUUGUGGUAAUAUAGUAAGUUUUUUUAGAAAAUUUUCAUAACUUGAUAAAUUAUAGUUUUGUUUGUUAGAAAAGUUGCUCUUAAUGUGUAAAUAGAUGACAAAUGAUGUAAAUAUUUUGUAAGGCUUCAAAAUGUUUAUACGUGAAAACAUACAUAAAACGCAUAAAUCGGUUUGCUGUUUUGCUUCUUUUUCCCUCUUAUUUUUGUAUUGUGGUCAUUUCCUAUGCAAAUAAUGGAGCAAACAGCUGUAUAGUUGUAGAAUUUUUUGAGAGAAUGAGAUGUUUAUAUAUUAACGACAAUUUUUUUUGGAAAAUAAAAAGUGCCUAAAAGAC